AUGCAUCCUGCGCUUCUUGGAUACCUGACCGGCACUAUUGCUGUCUCGACGGUAGCGGCAAGCAUCAGCACCCCGCAAAAGGCCAUCAAUCCUGCCAAGUUGGACAUUCCUGUCACUAUCCUCGCCGACACCAACAGAGACGGCCUUGUUGACGACCGCGACACAUACGGAAAGCACGCCUGGACUACUCAUCACGGCGCAAUCUUUCUGCCAAAUAUCGGCGACGAGCUUCAUCGCUGCCACGUAAACGAUGGUGUCGGCACACCACUCAGCAAUUGGGAACUCGCAGCCUGCAACGACGCCGCGGGGGAUGAGCUGAUCAACAGUAUCCUGGCGGCACCGGUCAAGACCCUGCCACUGGCUGAUUUGUCAAAGAAUGCGACUGCCAGGAUCUUGGUUCAGCCACCGUCGGCGGCUGAGAAUGUACGACUAUUUUGGAAGCACAGAAACGAGGGAAGCUCAUCUGAUUGGGCACUGGUCAAGUCUGAGCUGCAGUUCAACAGCACGGCCUUGUCCGCGGGUCUGACUCUUGCAAUUGACGCAAGGCACCUGGUUACCGACAAGACUGUAUGGGACGGGCUAGUCAACAUCAAAAUCGAGGUCACGGAUGUCAUGCGCAGCGGUAGUGACUUUGUCGCUAUGAGGCAGGCGCCUGUCCUCUUGCAUCACCAUCGCCAGAGCAUGGAAGCCGUUGUGACAAUGCAAACUGUGGAAUCGAAAUGGCAGGGUGCCUUCGUCAACACUCUCGGCGCCAUCAUUCACAAGCUCAAGCCUGCGGUUCCCUUGAUAACACUGAACGAUAGCCGUGACGUAUGGGCGCAGGACUUGAUGGAGCCAGCCUUUGCCAGCAUGCCUGGUCGCAAUGGCCCCAUCUCGAUCAGAGUGCUGUUGCGGUCGCCGCAAUCAACUCGACCUAACGGCCGUUUGGUCUUUGAGCAACUGCGUGGAGCCGGUGUGGGUGGCUGGCAGCCAGGACCGGAGUCUGGGUUUGGGUGGGAAGAGAUCAACUCGGGCGGCAACAUUGAAACCAUUCCGCCAUAUACUUCUCGCUCAGGUGUCUCGUAUAAAAAUGGACGGGUUGUCCUAGGCAAGCACUAUGACAAGUAUCCGGCUGCGUCGCUGACCAAGUUUCUCGAGGCGCAGCGUGAGCAGACGCCGCUCUACCUGGAGGCAGGAUGGCUGGUAGCCGGCCAUGUUGAUGAAUUCGUUCAGUUUCUACCGUCUAAUAACACAAUCGGAUUUCGUGUGGCUGUUCCUGAUACACGCUCUGCGAUGCGUAUCCUCAAGCACGUCAACGAGACUGGCCAUGGCACUGUGCCGUUCCUCUCUUUCAAGGGCAACUUGACCGACGACAAUUGGCCAAUAUUCGCCGACCAUGACUUACCUAACAAGACGGUCGAAGCGCUGCUCGCGGAAGAGAGUUUUGUCAAGACGAAUGCGUAUGCUCAGAAGUUUAUUGACCGCAAUGUCGAGAUACUCCUUGAGGAGCUGCCCAUCAGCGACGCAGAUGUUCUGCGCGUGCCUGCUCUUUGGCGAGACCAGACAUACGACUGGCUUGCCGACCCGGACGGUUUUCCAGCGCGCCUUCAUCACACUAUCCCCGGUGAGAGGCAGCUUCAAGGCUUCUUUCCUCUGGCGGUCAAUGGUCUUGUGCUGGACCAGCAUUACAUUUGCCCGAAACCGUUUGGUCCUCGCGUGGAUGGUGUCGACGUGCUUGAGCGUGAGAUUGGCAAGGUGUAUACAGAAGCCGGCUUCAAUGUGGUGUUUAUAGAUGAUUACAUGUCGCAUCAUGUUCGUGGAGGAGAAGUUCACUGUGGAACUAAUUCUUUACGGCAUACCAAUGUCGAAUGGUGGAAGACUAAUUAA
Molecule: messenger RNA, 1866 nt
Organism: Beauveria bassiana ARSEF 2860
Lineage: Eukaryota; Fungi; Ascomycota; Sordariomycetes; Hypocreales; Cordycipitaceae
Product: putative peptidylarginine deiminase
Exons: 1
Coding region: 1-1866 (621 amino acids)
Cellular component (GO): cytoplasm
Molecular function (GO): calcium ion binding; protein-arginine deiminase activity
Source: RefSeq, a predicted model, not a curated record